Desarmillaria tabescens is the source of this 1783-nucleotide messenger RNA. RefSeq names its product amino acid permease. Gene Ontology annotation, biological process: amino acid transmembrane transport. NCBI's taxonomy places the organism in Eukaryota, Fungi, Basidiomycota, Agaricomycetes, Agaricales, Physalacriaceae. The coding region runs from base 72 to 1742 and encodes 556 amino acids. Gene Ontology annotation, cellular component: membrane. The transcript is spliced from 18 exons. Gene Ontology annotation, molecular function: amino acid transmembrane transporter activity. The record is from RefSeq and is a predicted model, not a curated record.
GGCGCUUCUUUUUACAUAUAAAUUGAACUGACGCCUUCGGCUAUCUUCCUGCGUCAUCAUCUUUCGACAUAAUGUCCGACAAGCUGUCGUCGAACGAGAAAAAUGCCUCAGAGUCCAAGAUUCAUGCCUCUUCCGACGUCGAAUCUGCGCACGAGCUGUCUCAUGCCGACUACACUAACGGCCAGCAGACGCUUGUUCGUCAGCUCAAGAACCGUCACAUUGCUAUGAUUAGUAUUGGAGGUGUUAUCGGUACCGGGUUGUUUUUGGGAACUGCAACAUCUUUGAUGAAUGGCGGGCCAGUUGGUCUUCUACUUGGCUACAUCACUGUUGGAACAAUAUGCUGGAGUGUCAUGGUCUCCCUAGGGGAGAUGGUUGCUUACCUGCCCAUUCCUGGUGGUCAUAUCAAAUUGGCCGAGCGUUUCGUUGACCCCGCAUUGAGUUUCACAAUGGGUUGGAAUUACUGGUACAAUUGGACGAUUAUCUUGCCCGCCGAACUAAGUGCCGCGGCAAUCCUCAUUAACUACUGGAACAAGACCGUCAACAAUUCAGCAUGGAUAACAAUAUGCUUGGUUGUCGUCGUCACAAUCAAUAUGUUCGGCGCUGGGGUAUACGGUGAAGCAGAAUUUAUCUUUGCUUCCAUCAAAGUUAUCACGAUCACGGGUCUCAUAAUUCUUGGCAUCGUCCUCGACCUCGGAGGCGGUCCUAACCAUGACCGGCUUGGUUUCAGGUAUUGGAAACACCCAGGUCCAUUCGCACAGUAUGGAGGCAUUGGAGGCGCGGAAGGCCGAUUCUUGGGAUGGUGGUCUGUUAUGACCCAGGCAGCCUUUUCUUUCAUUGGAACCGAGAUUGUCGCUAUCGCCGCUGGUGAGGCCAAGAACCCCAGACGGAACUUGCCCAAGGCCAUCAGAAGAGUCUAUAUCCGUAUUCUUCUGUUCUACAUCGGAGGUACCGCGGUCAUCGGUCUCCUCGUGCCAUCGACUGAUUCAAGACUGAAUCUGAGUGAUGGUACUGCCGCCUCGUCGCCUUUUGUCAUCGCUAUCAAGAAUGCAGGCAUUGGAGGCCUUCCAUCUGUGAUCAAUGCUGCUCUCUUGACGUCAGCCUGGUCUGCGGCUUCCAGUGAUCUAUACACCAGCUCUCGAGCUCUCUACGGUCUCGCUGCUUCUGGCAAUGCUCCCAAGAUCUUCCUGCGCACGACCCGCAAAGGUCUUCCUUACGUUUCCAUUAUCUUCUGUUCCCUUUUCGCCACUCUGUCUUAUAUGGGUGUUAACGAGGGGUCGGGUAAAGUGUUUAAUUGGUUUGCCAACAUGACUGCUGUUGCCGGUCUGAUGACUUGGUUCGGUAUCUGCCUCACUUAUCUUCGGUUCUACCAGGGUCUGAAAGUCCAAGGCUACGACCGAAGUAAGAUGCCGUUCGCGGUCAGAUUCCAGCCUUUCCCAGCAUGGUACGGCAUGAUCGCCUCUCUCGUCAUUUGCUUCUUGAGUGGAUGGAAUGUCUUCCUCAAAGGUCACUGGGCGCGAGACACUUUUGUGACGAACUACUUCCCUUUGAUGCUCUUCCCCGUACUUUACAUCGCCGCCAAAUUCUACUACAAAGUGCCUUACGUUCGCGCUCGCGAUAUGGACUUCGUGACAAACAUCGCAGAAAUUGAGGCUGACACUUAUGAUGAGCCUGCGCCGAGGAAUAAGAUGGAGGCUUUCUGGCAGUGGCUUGUGAGUUGCUUUUCGUCCCUUUCUGUCGGGUGAACUAACGAAAUCAUUCAGAUGUGAUUACGAUGUAUAUCAUG